AGAACUUGGACAAUGUAGGCUUAUCCACUUAAGCUGUCUGACUGUGUGGAAGUGUAUUCUCUCCAAUCCUGUUCAUGCGGAUAUGUGAGGUUGUUUUUAUCUCUUUGUAGGCUUCUUGCUAUGAGUAAUCCGAAGUUAAAGAAAAGCGAUGUGAUAGAGGUCAAGUUUGUGGCAGAUGAGGAUGUCCUAAAGCACAUUUCUGAAGAUGCAGGUCAUAAGGUUCGAAAGAACAAAGCUGCCCAUACACUUGAUGCAAAAAGAUGGGUGAAGAAAACAGAAGGUAGCUCAGAUAAUGAGUCUCAGGAAACUUUUGAAGAACAGGACUAUGUUUCUGUCCUAGGCAUCCAAGGCUCUUUGAAAAAUGGCUCCAGUGCAGGUGGUGGGGAUGUCUUUCCAUUCCAGACUCCAAAACGCUCUAACAAGAUGGCAGAAAUGGCCUCUGAGCUAGCUCAGACAGCAGGUAGCAAUGUAAAACAUGAGAAGCUGAAGAAUCCUGAAAAGGGAGCAAGCACUCCUCAAAGCAGCAAGAAGUAUUCAGCUUCAAGCAAAGGCAAGGUGGAGCAGAGUAAAAAGAAUGAAUUCAUUUCAAAAACACCCUACAGACUCAGGAAAAGAAUUACGGCUUUAAAUAUGUGCUCUGAUACUGAAAGUGAUUAUUCCACUUCAUGCUCCGAAGAAGAAGAAGAUGACAGCUGCAAAGAAACUACAGAUAAUGCUGUCAAUCCAAAAAUGCUGGCCAGACCCCAGACAUCAUCUGCUCCAGCUAACAAAGAAACGCCAGCUAAGAAGCUGAAGAGAGAAGUUCCUAGUGAUUUGGUGGAAGAGUAUUUUGAAGCACAUAGCAGUUCCAAGGUUUUAACUUCUGACCGAACACUUCAGAAGCUACAGAAAUCAAAACUGGAUCAGGAGUCCCUGCAAAACAUCUUGAAUAAAGUACCUGUUGCUUUUGCUUCUGAAUGUGAGGCGUUAACCAAGCAACACAAAUCUCUCUUUUACAAAUGGAUGUUGCAACUGCACCUAGGAUUCAAUAUUGUGCUGUAUGGAUUAGGUUCAAAGAAAGCUCUGUUGGAGAAUUUUCGCAUUUCACUUCUUCAAGAUUCUGUUCAUAUUGUUGUGAAUGGGUUCUUCCCCAGCAUCACCGUGAAAUCGAUUCUUAAUUCCGUAACAGAGGAGGUGCUGGAUCAUGUGGGCACCUUUCGCAACCCCCAGGAUCAGCUGGACUUCAUUGUGAAAAGGUUUAAAGAAGAUCCUUCUCUGGAGCUCUACCUGCUCAUCCACAACUUGGACAGUCCAACAUUGAGAGGAGACAAAAACCAACAAACCCUAGCACAAUUGUCAUCUCUUUCUAAUCUCUACCUCAUAGCAUCUAUUGAUCAUAUUAAUGCACCACUCAUGUGGGAUCAAGCAAAGCAAAGCAUGUAUAAUUGGUUGUGGUAUGAAACGACCACUUACAGUCCUUAUGUAGAAGAAACAUCCUUUGAGAACUCUCUCUUGAUACAGCAAUCCGGGUCUUUGGCUUUGAGCUCUCUCACUCAUGUUCUGCGCAGUCUCACUCCAAAUGCAAGGGGGAUUUUCAGACUUUUGGCGGAAUAUCAGUUGGAAAAUAAGGAUAACACCUCAUACCCAGGACUUUCAUUCCAAGAUUUCUACCAGCAAUGUCGGGAAGCCUUCCUGGUCAAUAGUGACCUAACUCUCAGGGCUCAGCUCACAGAAUUCAGGGAUCACAAGCUCAUUAGGACUAAGAGGGGUGCUGAUGGAGUUGAAUAUUUAUUAAUUCCUGUGGACGCUGGGACCUUGACUGACUUUUUACAGAAAGAUAAUGUUUGAAGGCUCUGAAAUGUGCAAUAGCAAUUGCUCUCAAGAGCUGCUGGAAUACUGCCUACAGUGUAGUCAAUUUUCAGAUCUCAGGAGUCUUUAUCUGCCUGUAAUAAUUGAGUAAAGCAUUGUUUGUGCAAAGCCAACGUUUAGAUAUAUCUAAAUCUGCUCAGGUUUUCCAGUUUGGAUGACGAUUUCCUCCUUUGUAUUCCAUUACAAAGAAAAUGUGACAUAGGAAUGUGCCUUUCUGCUCA
This is a messenger RNA of Lacerta agilis (Sand lizard), 2069 nucleotides long. It is a transcript of the gene ORC2, whose product is annotated as origin recognition complex subunit 2. Gene Ontology annotation, molecular function: DNA replication origin binding. NCBI's taxonomy places the organism in Eukaryota, Metazoa, Chordata, Lepidosauria, Squamata, Lacertidae. Gene Ontology annotation, biological process: DNA replication. The transcript has 17 exons. The record is from RefSeq and is a predicted model, not a curated record. Bases 121 to 1827 code for a protein of 568 amino acids. Gene Ontology annotation, cellular component: nucleus; nuclear origin of replication recognition complex.